CCCCUUCGUUAGUCUUGUAAUACCGUAGUAAAAAUGAAAGAAAGCUAACAGUGUCAAGCUUUCUUAUUGUGUUACAUAUCGUACACCUCCCGCAUUACCUACAUUAUUGAUUAUUGACAGUGAUAAAUGCGGCUAGGCCUAUUCGUCCUUCAGCGCCAUCAGGAUUCCGCCUUGUCCUAUAACAAGGGUCUAGACCGGUAGAUCCGUACAUCUAGUUUAUAUAUACAGAACCUGAAUAUCCCGCUGCUAAUUGAUAUAGCUGAUUCUUUCCCGAUUUUCCUUCUCCCCCCCCUUCUUAUCUUCCACGAAGGCCCACGCUACCUACCAACUCAUAAAUGGAUUAAACCGUAGGGAAGGAAAAGGCCAAUAUCCGCAAAGAUGUCAGAAGAUACCGAGAAAGAGGUUGCGGAUAAUGCUAGGGUUAUCUCGCAUCCCUACGCGCAUGGAGGCCAUGACGAGGAGGUCGGAAUCAUCAACCAGGGCGGGCAGCUUCGCACGGAUUUGAGGAACCGUCAUAUGCAAAUGAUAGCAAUUGGCGGCGCCAUCGGAGCUGGUUUGUUCAUCGGAUCGGGUAGUGCUCUAUACCACGGAGGACCGGCUGCACUGAUCAUCGGCUACCUCAUCGUCGGCGUCAUGUUGCUAUUCACGAUGCAGGCUCUCGCAGAAUUAGCAGUCAUGUAUCCAGUAAACGGAGCGUUCUAUACUUAUGUCGUGAGAUUCGUCGACCCGGCUUGGGGCUUCGCGAUGGGAUGGGAAUAUGCCAUCGCGUGGUUGACGGUCUUGCCGUUCGAGCUAAUCGCCGCCGGCAUCACCAUCGAAUUCUGGCGGCCCGAUCUCAACAUAGCCAUCUGGGUUACCGUAUUCCUGGUCGUCUUGGCCUUGAUCCAGAUAUUCGGUGUGCGAGGCUACGGUGAAGUCGAGUUUAUCCUUAGUAUGAUCAAAAUCGCGGCUUGCUCAGGGUUUAUCAUAUUGGGUAUUAUAAUAAACUGCGGCGGAGUUGGUGAUAGGGGAUAUCUUGGCGCAAAAUACUGGUAUGAUCCAGGGGCUUUCAAGAACGGCUUCAAUGGAUUCGCAGGCGUCUUCGUCGUUGCCGCCUUCGCUUUCGGCGGCACCGAACUGGUUGGUCUAGCAGCUGCCGAGUCGGUCGAUCCUCGACGCGCGAUCCCCAUGGCUUCUAAGCAAGUCUUCUUCCGCAUUGCCUUCUUCUACGUUAUUAAUCUCUUCAUCCUUGGAUUGAUACUGCCAUCCAACGAUACGCGGCUGGAGAACUCGACCGGCUUCAACUCGAGCUACUCGCCUUUCGUCUUGGCCAUCGAGGAUGCCGGAAUCGCUGUCUUACCGUCGAUAUUCAACGCGGUCAUCACCGUUUCAGUCAUUAGCGUCGCUAAUUCGUGCACAUUCGGCUCGACGCGUACAAUGCAGGCCAUGGCCGAAAGGGGCAUGGCACCUCAAUUCCUCGCGUACAUCGAUAAAGCCGGCCGACCCCUAUACUGUGUUAUGGUACAACUUGCAUGCGGUCUUUUGGGUUAUGUCGGUGUGGCAUCGAAUGGGCUGGAUGUCUUCAACUGGCUACUCUCCCUUUCGGGCUUGUCGUACUUAUUCGUAUGGGGAUCUUGUUGCCUCGCCCAUAUCCGAUUCAGGUUGGCCUGGCAGGCACAGGGACGCAGUCUGAGAGAGAUCCCCUACAGGCCACCGCUGGGGAUCUGGGGCAGUGUCAUCGGCUUGGCUCUCAAUAUUAUCUGUCUGAUUGCAACUUUUUAUAACGCUCUUUACCCCUCACCUAAUUCGCACCCAGAAGCCGCAAAAUUCUUCCAGGCGUACCUCGCUGCCCCGAUCGUCAUUUUCUUGUAUGUGUUCUGGAAGACAUGGUCAGGUAGUUGGCGACAGAUGUGGGUCAAACUCAACGAUAUCGAUCUGACGGCCGGAGCUCGUCCGUUGGAGAUGGAGGAGGAGGAUGGGGUCGUGGAGGAAAAGACAUGGCUUAACCUACCUUUCCGCAUCUUCAGGGCCCUCUUUUGAGUAUUAUGGCGUUAGUCCUGGUAAGUCUGCUAAUGAGGUUCGAGGUAAUUCGUGGAAGGCUUUAGCUUGGAUUAUGUGUACCAUGAGUGUUGAUAUGUCCUAUUGUAUAAUGGUCUACCCUGGUUUAUUAUUCAUGUCACUCUUAAUUACUACCUAGAUAAUACCCACCUAGGUACAUAAUAUAUAUCUACUCUCGGGGCCGUAA
Daldinia loculata is the source of this 2224-nucleotide messenger RNA. Its product is annotated as amino acid permease/ SLC12A domain-containing protein. The transcript is spliced from 7 exons. The record is from RefSeq and is a predicted model, not a curated record. Gene Ontology annotation, molecular function: amino acid transmembrane transporter activity. Gene Ontology annotation, biological process: amino acid transmembrane transport. Gene Ontology annotation, cellular component: membrane. Lineage: Eukaryota; Fungi; Ascomycota; Sordariomycetes; Xylariales; Hypoxylaceae. Bases 379 to 2019 code for a protein of 546 amino acids.